GACCAACGAUUUUUACUAAUCCACCCAACAGCCAAAGCGCUCAAGAUGUCGUCGUCGGCAGCUCCUACGACUAAGACCUUUGGCAAGUCGUCUCGGACGAUCCCUCACCCGUCCGAGAAGGCUCAGAAAUGGUACCCUGCUGAGGACGAGGCCAAGCCUCGCCAGGUCCGCAAGGCCGUCCGCCCCUGGGGUCCUCGCAGCUCCCUCCAGCCCGGCACCGUUCUGAUCCUGCUCGCUGGUCGGUUCCGCGGCAAGCGUGUCAUUCUUCUCAAGAACCUCGACCAGGGUGUCCUGCUGGUCACUGGGCCCUUCAAGAUCAACGGUGUUCCUCUUCGUCGCGUCAAUUCGAGAUACGUCAUCGCCACAUCCCUCAAGGUCGACCUGGCUGGCAUCGACGAGGCCAAGCUUGAGGAGAUUUCCCGGCCGAAGUACUUCACCGCGGAGAAAUCUAAGGAGAAAGCCAGCGAGGAGGCCUUCUUCAAGCAGGGAGAGAAGCCCCAGAAGAAGGAAGUCUCGAGCAGCCGGGCGGCUGACCAGAAGGCCGUCGACAAGGCUCUGAUUGCCAACAUCAAGAAGGUCGACAUGCUCGCCAGCUACCUUGCCACCUCUUUCAGCCUCCGCAAGGGCGACAAGCCUCACCUGAUGAAGUGGUAGAGGGUUGGUUAGCAGGGCGUGGGCGUGAUGGGUGGUCGAUGGCGCGGUUUACGGUUAUGGCUUGGCCAAUUGCAUUUGGACGUUUGACGGUUCUCGGUCCAUUACGGCGUCUGUAAUGAGGGUUUACAGUCAUCAAGAUCCCACAAUCACCGGGCUCUUCACAGGAUCGGAUAUCCAUGAACAACAACUGGGUUUCGGAGCAAAUGGGGAUGCCGCUGGUGAUUUGUUCAUGGGAUAACCGUGACUUUGCGCUGGAUGGCAGGGCAAAUACAACCAGGCACAACAAAGACAACCCCGAAUCUAGUGCGAAUUAGAUCACUGGAGACACCAGGGGAGAUGAACAAGAAGUACAUCGAGCUCAAUACCGCGGAGUUCCAGAUUUCA
Parathielavia appendiculata is the source of this 1038-nucleotide messenger RNA. RefSeq lists its product as uncharacterized. Gene Ontology annotation, molecular function: structural constituent of ribosome; RNA binding. The transcript is spliced from 3 exons. The coding region runs from base 46 to 654 and encodes 202 amino acids. NCBI's taxonomy places the organism in Eukaryota, Fungi, Ascomycota, Sordariomycetes, Sordariales, Chaetomiaceae. Gene Ontology annotation, cellular component: cytosolic large ribosomal subunit; ribosome. The record is from RefSeq and is a predicted model, not a curated record. Gene Ontology annotation, biological process: ribosomal large subunit assembly; cytoplasmic translation.